UCUGCGUGUUCCGGUGGUCCUUCGAUUCCCUUCUCUCUCACUUUUGUCGCCUCUUUAUCUUCAGCAACACUGUCCACAUUUCCGCUUGAAUUUUCAUCCUCUCCGAAUUUUUCAUUAGCUUGAUCCACCCAUUCACAAUUCUUCCUUAUUUUCUCGGAUGUAUUUUUGCUCCAAGUUGAAUGCGUUUGUUUCGAUAUGUUGUGAAAAAUGAUGAAUGAAUUCGAUUUUCUCCUUUUAAAUUGCGAUUCACAAGCUAAAAUCUGUCCGUCUCCAUUUCUUCAGGUGGGAUUUCAUCCGAUGCCCAUCCCCGAAUUUUGUCACGGUAAGAAGAGCCCGUAAAGUUACAGGUUUUCGUUUCAAAAUUCCAGGUUUGUUUGCGCAUUAGGGGUUUCAAUCAUGAAUAUGCGAAGGGACGGGGUUUUCCCAGAGGAAGUUGUUAUUCAGAUUCUUGCAAGGUUGCCCAUCAAGUCCCUUUUUAGGAGCAAAACCGUGUGUAAACUCUGGAAUAGAUUGUCCUCGGACAAGUAUUUCAUUCAACUCUACAAUGAAAUAUCUAGUAAGAACCCUAUGAUCCUUGUGGACAUUUCAGACGCAUCAGAGUCAAAAUCUAGCUUGAUUUGUGUUGAUAAAUUAAGGGGUGUCUCUGAACUUUCUCUGGCAUUUUUGAAUGAUAGAGUUAAGGUUAGAGCAUCUUGUUGUGGCUUAUUAUGUUGCUCCAGCAUUCCUGACAAAGGUGUUUACUACGUCUGUAAUCCAAUGACUCGUGAGUUUAAGUUGCUGCCCAAGAGUAGGGAAAGGCCUGUGACUCGGUUUUAUCCGGAUGGUGAAGCAACACUGGUUGGUUUGGCCUGUGAUUUGACACAUCAGAAGUUUAAAGUUGUCCUAGCAGGCUACCAUCGCACCUUUGGUCAUCGUUCAGAUGGAAGUUUCAUAUGUUUAGUGUUUGAUUCAGAGCUGAACAAGUGGAGAAAGUUCAUUUCAUUCCAAGAUGAUCAUUUCUCUCACAUGAAUAAAAACCAAGCUGUUCUUUUCAAUAAUUCCCUGCAUUGGUUGACUGUUAAUUCAGCUUACAUACUUGUGCUUGAUUUAAGUUGUGACCUUUGGAGAAAGAUGCAAUUGCCAUAUGAUGUGAUUUAUGGAAUGGGACACAGAAUAUAUCUCCUAGAGCUUAAUGGUUGCCUGUCCAUUAUUCAAAUUUCAGAAGCUUGGAUGAACAUAUGGGUCCUAAAUGAUUACUGGAAAGAAGAGUGGUCUAUGGUGGAUAAGGUGAGUCUGAGGUGUAUCAGAGGGAUGGUGCCUGGAAUCUUUCCAAUAAGUCAGACAAGUGAAUAUAUUCUCCUGGCAACUCAUAAGCAGGUUUUGGUUUAUCAUCACAAGACCCGAAUUUGGAAAGAGAUGUAUUCUGUGAAGUAUAGCUCAACACUUCCAUUAUGGUUUUCUGCACAUGCAUACCGCAGUGCAUUGUUCUCAUGCAACUGAGCUGUGUUUGAAUUUGGUAACUUUUGUACAUAUUUCUAGUUGUAGUAUAUUGUAAUCAAUCGAUGAUUGUUAUUUGUUAUAUGUUAAUGAUCUUGUUUAUUCCAGUACAUUAUAUCAAUUGUAGAGUUAUUGCA
Prosopis cineraria is the source of this 1613-nucleotide messenger RNA. RefSeq names its product F-box protein At5g49610-like. Bases 397 to 1479 code for a protein of 360 amino acids. The record is from RefSeq and is a predicted model, not a curated record. The transcript has a single exon. Gene Ontology annotation, molecular function: protein binding. Lineage: Eukaryota; Viridiplantae; Streptophyta; Magnoliopsida; Fabales; Fabaceae.